AUGGGUAAAAGUCGCAAUAAAUUCAAAAAAAAAAUUCAUACUAAUGUUGAUAAUAAACAAUUAAAUAACAAGCCUUCAAUAAAAUGGCGUUUAAUUAAUAAAGAAGCAAAUUUCUUUGAUAAAGUUUUUGAAGAAAACCUAAUAAAUUUUCAAAAAAUGACCUUGAGCAAUGAUGAGAAUUCAUUACUAAAAGACGAUACAAUAGAAGAAAAAAUUACACGAACUUUUAAAAAGAUAAAAAAAAAACGAAGAAAAAAAAAGACAAAAAGUCAAAUGAGAAAGAGGACUUUUCAGAAACAGAAAAAAAAAAAAUUUAAACGAUAG
Messenger RNA from Plasmodium yoelii, 324 nucleotides. RefSeq names its product conserved Plasmodium protein, unknown function. The record is from RefSeq and is a predicted model, not a curated record. Lineage: Eukaryota; Apicomplexa; Aconoidasida; Haemosporida; Plasmodiidae. The transcript has 4 exons. The coding region runs from base 1 to 324 and encodes 107 amino acids.